AUAAGAGUGGCCAAGGAGCGGUUAAUCAACCACUACAAAAUUGAUGAAAUCAAUCCCACGGAAGAAGUGUACAUCAUGCGUGGCAAUGGCGAGACAGUACUCUGUCUGGCGUUUUCUGGCGGAUACAUCAUUUUGAUUGAUCCAGACGUUCUUGAUCCUGUUCUACAAGGUUGGCUGUUAGCCCAAGUUGAAAACAAGGGUAUCAUGAUACGGAAGAAACAGCUGCUGCCUACCCCUCCGGUAGCUUAGUUCUCUCCCAGAUCAACUGCACUCAAGGCACUGGCGACCUCGGAAACUUGCCAGAAGAGUGUCGAAGAAUUGAAGGCGGAUAUGAGUAACUUAAGGAAGGCGCAAGACAAUACAAACUCCAUACUCGAAAAGAUGUUGGCUAAAUUAGGCGAGAAAUCAAGCACAUCUGGCGAAAACGAACUGGCAAACGAUCCUUCGCAACACAUUGAUGACGUGGAAGAGGCGAACCCGAGUACAGUCCAUACUGAAGAAUUCUCGAGGAAACCCAAACCAAAAGUGAUAAAGGAGGUUAAAUUGUCUGGCGACAAAAGAGUGAAGUUCGCAGAAAAGUUUCCAGCCCUGCAAAUCUCUCGCACAGACACAUUGGAUCUCGAUAACACGUCGGACUUGGAGGAGGACUGGGACUCAGCUUCAAGCUUCAGGAAGAAGCAGACUGAGGAGACUCUGGCUGAUGGUGAAGCAGAGGCAAGCGGUGGCGGGGAUGACAAAACUGGUGCCCCAAGUCUACUUCUGAAGCGCGGCUUCGGUCCCUCGGCCGCUUCAACCCCUCAUCAGAUGGGCCCCACAAAGGUUCAACCCAUGACCACACGAGCUUUGUAAGCUCAAGUUCACCAAGAUGGCGAGAUUAAGGAAUGGUGUUAUAGGUGUGGCGAGAAAACUCACAACUCCAGACAAUGCAAGUUCGACACCA
Messenger RNA from Phymastichus coffea, 940 nucleotides. RefSeq lists its product as uncharacterized. Lineage: Eukaryota; Metazoa; Arthropoda; Insecta; Hymenoptera; Eulophidae. The transcript is spliced from 3 exons. The coding region runs from base 331 to 849 and encodes 172 amino acids. The record is from RefSeq and is a predicted model, not a curated record.